This is a messenger RNA of Vigna radiata var. radiata (mung bean), 1057 nucleotides long. RefSeq names its product transcription factor MYB44. The coding region runs from base 137 to 904 and encodes 255 amino acids. Gene Ontology annotation, cellular component: nucleus. The record is from RefSeq and is a predicted model, not a curated record. Gene Ontology annotation, biological process: regulation of DNA-templated transcription. The transcript has a single exon. Gene Ontology annotation, molecular function: DNA-binding transcription factor activity, RNA polymerase II-specific; RNA polymerase II cis-regulatory region sequence-specific DNA binding. Lineage: Eukaryota; Viridiplantae; Streptophyta; Magnoliopsida; Fabales; Fabaceae.
CGGUUCCACAACUCAUCCUUAUCACUUUCUCAUUUUUUUCUUUUCCCCGUCUCUCUCUCUCUAUAUAUAUUACCUUCCUCUCGCUCUGCCAACCUCCUUUGUCCCCUUCCCAUAGAGCUGAAAAAUUAUUAACUCCAUGGCUUCGGCGAAGGAAAUGGAUCGGAUAAAAGGGCCAUGGAGUCCCGAAGAAGACGAAGCCUUGCGGAAAUUGGUUCAGACUUACGGGCCCAGAAACUGGUCCCUCGUAAGCAAAUCCAUUCCGGGUCGAUCUGGGAAAUCGUGCCGGUUGCGGUGGUGCAAUCAGCUGUCUCCAGAGGUCCAGCGCCGGCCUUUUACGGCGGAGGAAGACGAAAUGAUCAUGAAGGCGCACGCCAGGUUCGGGAACAAGUGGGCCACCAUCGCUCGCCUCCUCAACGGCCGCACCGACAACUCCAUCAAGAACCAUUGGAAUUCGACUCUAAAGAGGAAAUGCUCCGAACCUCCCUCCGACCCUAGGCCUCCGAAAAGAGUCGCCACUGGUUCGGAUAGCCCAUCCGGAUCCGAUUUGAGCGAUUCGGGUUUACCCGCUACGACUCCGAUCCCACUUUACGAAGCUCUGGCAGGGAGCGUAAGCGUGAAGCUGGGUGCAACUGCGUCUUCUUCCGGAAAUGAUAUCGCGACCUCAUUGAGUCUGUCUCUACCAGGACCGAAGAAUGGGCCGGGGGCUGGGCCUGUGAUGAAGGAGAAGCCCAGGAAUGGUGAUUCGGAGCAGUUGUGGAGCAAAGAGUUGUUGAAGGUGAUGCAAGAUAUGAUACGAGUGGAAGUAUGGAAUUACAUGUCUGGAUUGGAACGUAGAGAGGUGUUUACCCAAACGGAUGGCAUUAGAAACUCGGAAAGGUCGAAUACAUUGAGGGAAAGAGGUUGAGUUAGGUAAAAUGUUCUACAACUCAUUCCUGUUUUUUUAUUUUUUUUUUAAAUUACUUUUUAUCAUUAUGAAUCGUAAAUUUUGGUUUGGAUAAAGAAGACAUUUAUGAUAUUUCAAAACUUUAUUUUCUUGUAUUCAAAAGAUUUCUUAACA